Pyrus x bretschneideri (Chinese white pear) is the source of this 1922-nucleotide messenger RNA. RefSeq names its product probable 26S proteasome non-ATPase regulatory subunit 3. Gene Ontology annotation, biological process: regulation of protein catabolic process; ubiquitin-dependent protein catabolic process. The record is from RefSeq and is a predicted model, not a curated record. Gene Ontology annotation, cellular component: proteasome complex; proteasome regulatory particle, lid subcomplex. Bases 192 to 1655 code for a protein of 487 amino acids. Gene Ontology annotation, molecular function: enzyme regulator activity. Lineage: Eukaryota; Viridiplantae; Streptophyta; Magnoliopsida; Rosales; Rosaceae. The transcript is spliced from 9 exons.
GAAAUGAAAGAAGCGACGCCGUAUAACAUCGGCCUUCAGUUCACUUGUCUCUCUCACUGUUCCUCAUAUUCUCUCUUCCGUCUCGCAUAAACUUGCAGAGGAGGAAACCGUAGCAAAGCCCUGGUUCAUCAGUCGCCAAAUCGAUUCCGAUCAGCGCGAGCCGCCGCCAGAUUCAAGUCUCUCUCUACAAGAUGACUCAAGACGUGGAGAUGAAGGAGGUCCCGGCGCCUUCCAACCCAGUUUCUUCGACUUCUCCGUCAACUUUACACAAUUUGAAGGAGAUUGCUUCACUCCUUGAGACUGCUGCUUAUACCCGGGAGGUUAGGCGGAUUGUGCGUGCCGUUAGGCUAACGAUGGUGUUGAGGCGGAAGCUGAAGGUUUCUGUGAUUUCAGCAUUCCUCAAUUUUGCCCUUACACCGGGAUCUGAGGUUCAUAGCCGUUUAUCGUCCCUUCUUCCCAAGGAUGAUGAACAGGAUAUGGACGUUGAUACCGCAACAUCUGCUACUCAAGUUCCCGCAAAACAUGCCUUGCCAGAGCUAGAGAUGUACUCCUACUUGCUUGUGCUCAUUUUUCUGAUUGAUCAGAAAAAGUACAAUGAGGCUAAAGCUUGUGCCUCGGCAAGCAUUGCUCGUAUUAAGAACUUGAAUAGGAGAACCAUUGAUGUUCUGGCAUCCAGGCUGUACUUCUAUUACUCCCUUAGCUAUGAACUCACUGGUGAUCUUGCAGAAAUUAGAGGAAAUCUCCUGAAUCUUCACCGGAUUGCCACUUUGCGCCAUGAUGAGCUGGGUCAGGAAACACUUCUUAAUCUUCUGCUUCGCAAUUAUCUCCACUAUAACCUGUAUGAUCAGGCAGAGAAACUGAGGUCCAAGGCACCUCGAUUUGAGGCUCACUCCAACCAGCAGUUCUGUCGGUAUCUCUUUUACCUAGGAAAGAUCAGAACAAUUCAGUUGGAGUACACUGAUGCAAAGGAGUCCCUCCUGCAAGCUGCUAGGAAAGCUCCUAUAGCAGCCCUUGGUUUUCGGAUUCAGUGCAACAAGUGGGCAAUCAUUGUACGCUUGUUGCUUGGAGAAAUCCCUGAGAGAACCGUUUUUAUGCAAAAAGGCAUGGAGAAGGCGUUGCGGCCAUACUUUGAACUAACAAAUGCUGUGAGAAUUGGUGACUUGGAGCUUUUCAAGAAUAUUGCAGAAAAGUUCUCGGAUGUAUUCAAUGCAGACCGAACCCAUAAUUUGAUUGUUAGGCUGCGACAUAAUGUCAUAAGGACUGGGUUGCGUAACAUUAGCAUCUCUUAUUCCCGUAUUUCUCUGGUUGAUGUUGCUAAAAAGUUGCGAUUGGACUCUCCAAACCCGGUUGCUGAUGCUGAAAGCAUUGUGGCGAAGGCAAUCCGAGAUGGUGCAAUUGAUGCCACUCUGGAUCAUGCAAAUGGAUGGAUGGUGUCAAAGGAAACUGGGGAUAUCUACUCCACUAACGAGCCCCAAGCUGCAUUCGACACAAGAAUUGCAUUUUGCCUCAAUUUGCACAACGAUGCAGUGCGAGCACUUAGGUUCCCACCAAAUUCCCACAAGGAGAAAGAAAGUGCUGAGAAGAGGAGGGAGAGGCAACAACAGGAGCAAGAGCUUGCAAAGCACAUAGCCGAGGAAGAUGAUGACGAGUUUUGAAGAGGUUAUAUACUGAGAAAGCCAGCCAUCUACUUUCCCUGUGCAAUGCUCUCAAAAUGCUGUGCCUGUUUUGUUUUCUUUUCUGAAAAUGUAUCAAGAAUAUUUUGAGUUCCUUGUCUGAUUGACUGGGAUAGCGUCCGUUUCCGUUUAUGUUACAGAUUUAUCGAGUUGGGCCUGAGCGACCUCCUCUUUCCGUUGAAUAUGAUACGAACAUUGAAUAUUUUACAUUUCGCCAGACAUUGAACAUGCUUAUCAGGUUACCAAAGU